Messenger RNA from Mesorhabditis spiculigera, 492 nucleotides. The record is from the annotation of a GenBank genome assembly. Lineage: Eukaryota; Metazoa; Nematoda; Chromadorea; Rhabditida; Rhabditidae.
AUGUCGUUAAUGUGGAGCGUGGCUGCGUCGCACGACUCGGAACGACCGAUGGCCAACACCGACCACGAUUUUCGACGGUUUUUCGAGGAGAAUAAGCAUAAAUUUGACAACGCGGUGACAAUCGUGAUGGGCGACCACGGGCCACGAUAUGACAGUGCAGUAAAUACCAAGCAGGGAUUGUACGACAAAAACAACCCAUUAAUGCUCGUCUCACUCCCGAAAACAUUAAGGGAGACAAACAUGCAAAAAGUGCUCAAAAGAAAUAGUGAAUUCCUGUCUUCUCAUCAUGAUCUCCAUGCUACCUUGGUAGACAUUAUUCGGCACCAACCGUCCUCCAAUUUCUCCGAUACCUCCUUUCUACGCAUUAAUGGUACAUACGGAUCUUCGUGGCUGCGACGUUUCGAGAUGGGCGUGCCGAGCAGGACGACCCAAAGUGGAAUUGGAGAAUGGCAACUUGCAAUUGUUGGAAAGGAAUGGGACCGCGUGAAUAAG